Molecule: messenger RNA, 1144 nt
Organism: Diuraphis noxia (Russian wheat aphid)
Lineage: Eukaryota; Metazoa; Arthropoda; Insecta; Hemiptera; Aphididae
Gene: Eno
Product: alpha-enolase
Biological process (GO): glycolytic process
Cellular component (GO): phosphopyruvate hydratase complex
Molecular function (GO): phosphopyruvate hydratase activity; magnesium ion binding
Source: RefSeq, a predicted model, not a curated record
ACUAUCUUUCGAUCGAUAUCUACCAACGUUCAUCAUCCGCUAGCCGCUAGCCCAUACUCCCAUAGCCCAUUUCCGUCCUACGACUCUCCAUCGGCGCAUCWUUGUUCAUUGCAUACAUUUGCAAACUUCAAACGUCAACCGGGUUUCUUGUAACGAAAACAUGCCUAUUUCAAAGAUUGUAGCUCGUUCCAUUUUUGACUCCAGGGGUAACCCCACUGUAGAAGUUGAUUUAACUAUUGAUAAUGGACCAGUUUUCCGUGCAGCAGUACCAUCUGGUGCUAGUACUGGUAUCUAUGAAGCAUUAGAACUUCGUGAUAAUGAAAAGAGUAAUUAUCUUGGAAAAGGAGUAAAUACUGCUGUUAACAACAUAAACAACAUCAUUGCACCUGCUCUUAUUAAAGCGGGACUCAUUGUCACUGAACAAAGAGCUAUUGAUGAUAUUAUGUUAAAAUUGGAUGGAACUCCUAACAAAGCUAAGCUUKGUGCCAAUGCUAUUUUGGGAGUUUCAUUGGCUGUUGCUAAGGCUGGUGCUUUCAAGAAAGGCGUUCCUCUUUAUAAGCACAUCGCUGACUUAGCAGGAAACAAAGAAAUUAUUUUGCCCGUUCCAGCUUUCAAUGUUAUCAAUGGAGGUUCUCAUGCAGGAAAUAAGUUGGCUAUGCAAGAAUUCAUGAUUUUGCCUACUGGUGCUAGUACUUUUACUGAAGCUAUGAAAAUUGGAUCUGAAGUUUACCACACACUUAAAAAUGUUAUCAAGGCUAAAUUUGGAUURGAUGCUACAGCUGUUGGCGAUGAAGGUGGUUUUGCUCCCAAUAUUCUUGAAAACAAAGAAGGUUUGCGUUUAAUUGAAACUGCUAUUGAAAAGGCUGGAUACAAAGGAAAAGUUGAAAUUGGAAUGGAUGUUGCUGCUUCUGAAUUCUUUGUCGAUGGAAAAUACGAUUUGGAUUUCAAAAAUAAGUCUGAUAGCAAAGACAAAAGUCAAAUCAUCUCAACUGAAGCUUUAACAGACUUGUACAAAGAAUUCAUCAAAGAAUUCCCAAUGGUUUCAAUUGAAGAUCCAUUUGAUCAAGAUCAUUGGGAAGCUUGGUCUACCCUAACUGCAUCAACUGACAUCCAGGUAUAUCAUUAUUAAAUAAUUUUUACUUGA